Molecule: messenger RNA, 4276 nt
Organism: Liolophura sinensis
Lineage: Eukaryota; Metazoa; Mollusca; Polyplacophora; Chitonida; Chitonidae
Product: putative ankyrin repeat protein RF_0381
Exons: 17
Coding region: 1-1791 (596 amino acids)
Molecular function (GO): protein binding
Source: RefSeq, a predicted model, not a curated record
AUGGCAGCGUCAAAAAUCCGGAUGGAAUAUUCCGGCUUCCAAAGGAGAGAUGGGUGGACCCCUUUGCACAUUGCCGCUGGGAAAAACAAUGAAGAUGUUGUUCGUUUCCUGCUGGAGAAGGGUGCUGAUGUCAGUGCACAGGAUAAGGAUGGGUGGACCCCUUUGCACAUUGCCGCUGGGAAAAACAAUGAAGAUGUUGUUCGUUUCCUGCUGGAGAAGGGUGCUGAUGUCAGUGUACAGGAUAAGGACGGGUGGACGGCUUUGAGCAUGGCGUCAGAAUUAAACCAUGUGCGCAUUGUUCGUUUGCUGACACAGAAGGAUGAGGAAGCCAGUGUACAGGAUAAGAGAGACCAGAUGUCUUUGCGCAAGGCAGUAAUGAACAGUGAUAUAGAGAGUGUUCGUCUACUGGCGAAGAAAGGAGUGAGUCUCACAGCCCCGGAUCAGGAAGGAGAAUCCGCUGUUCAUUGGGCAGUGCGUAAAAAUAAUGUGGAUCUUGUACAUCAGAUUGUGGAUCUGGACGGUGAUAUCAACAUUCAGAAUAAGGAUGGAAAGACGCCUUUGCUUUUAGCCCUGAGGGCCAAUAAUCUGGAUCUUGUUCGCCUGUUGGUAGAGAGAGGCGCUGAUGUUAAUGUACAGAAUGAGGAAGGAGAGACGGUUUUGUUUUGGGCGGUGAGGACAGAUGAUAUGGACCUUGUUCGUCUGCUGAUAAAUCACGGAGCCAAUGUCAACUUACAGAAUAGGGACGGAAAGACGCCUUUGCUUUUUGCACUGAGGGCAAAUAAUCUGGAUCUUGUUCGUCUGUUGGUAGAGAGAGGCGCUGAUGUCAAUAUACAGAAUAAGGAAGGAGAGACAGCGUUGUUUUGGGCAGUGAGGACAGAUGAUAUGGACCUUGUUCGUCUGCUGAUAAAUCACGGAGCCAAUGUCAACGUACAGAAUAAGGAUGGAGUGGCGCCCUUAGAUCUGGCACUGAAGAACUAUGAUGUGGAACUCGUUCGUCUAUUGGUGAAGAAUGGGGCCACGGGUAAUGUUCAGAAUGAGACUGAUGUCACCUCAAGGGAAAUUUCAUAUUCCAAGUAUGGAGCUCUAGCAGUUGGUUUAGUCUGUGUUUGGGUGUUCCUUGUGUGUCUUGUACACAACAUUAGUCCCUUGACAGUUUUGGUAAACCCCAGAGUUGACAUUCAGCUUCCUAGGCCUAACGUUACUUUGCCAUGCAACAUUACAACACAAAACCCCAAUGCCACAUAUGCUGUGAUAUGGCGCUCCCAGAAGAUGAACAGCCGCAGAGUACUCAGUAGUCCGUCAAGAGGUCAACCCUACAUAGCCCCAGAGUUUAAUAACACGGCUUUUCUGGGAGACGAAUGUUCCUUGGUUCUCCUUGACCCUAAACCAGAAUAUAGUGACAACUACUCCGUUACUGUUGUUGUACUCGAGGAACAAGCCUUGGUUGAGGCUCAAGUUUUCCUGAAUGUUUGGCCCCCAGUGUCGGUGACUCCUGAAAUCAAAACAGUGAACGGCACCGAUAAUGACAAAGUGACAAGCCCAUAUCCUUCAUAUAGAGACUCAGAAGAGAUCAAGCCAUGGUGGGUCUUUAUUCCAGUGGUCAGUGUGCUCUUGUUGGUUUGUACUGGCCUUGUUUACGGUAGGAUCAAAAGAAGACGACAAAAUUGGGAAAAUGUACAGAGUGUUGAUGAAACGCCUGAAACCCGUGUUCCAUUGUGUGAAAACCCAUUGCCACACUCCGGCCCUGUGGUACAGUCACCAGCGACAAUUCCCAGUUGUAACCACGUGUGAUGUGUCAGGACUAAAAUAGUCCUUAUGGAGGAUAUAAUGUAUCAACUAAAUAUCUGUGUCUUCUGAAACAAAGGGCAGGCAUGUGAAUACGGCUGAUUGAAGAUUUUUGUAUGUGAUAUUAACCAAGUUUAGUAGAAGUGUAAUUGGAAAACUAAAUCGUUACAGUUUUCUAAUCUCCUAGCUUAAUCGAGUGUGCUAAGUUCGCCAUGUCUAUUUUUUUCUAAACUAGACAUUUUACCGUACAUAUGGAUUUUACCGCGUACUUUAUCGUUUAUUUCUUUUAUUGUGUUUGAUGACACCAAAAUCCAUGAUAAGAGCUUUGUGUCUGAUACGUGUGUAAAUAUUGAAUUGCCUUAACAUGUUAAUCUUUUGACUUCAAGUUUUAUGUCUCAAACUGAACCUUUCCAGCUGACGAAGGAAAACUCUAGUUUCUUGUAGUUUCUUCACUGGCUCUCAAGAUAGUGGAUAAAGCUCCACAAACUGAGCCCAGAAAAGGAGGCGGUACAAACGUCGUGCUGACACCGGGUCAACCAAUCAUGUUUCCUUGCUUUGACCUAUCAGUGCUUAGAGCAAAGAGAGUCAACAACACGUACCAUUUUUUAAAGCCUUUGGUAUGACCCGCGCCACGUUAUAUCCCAGUUAUAAUUCACUUAGUCCAGUUCCUACAAGAUAAUGUCUUCCAUCGUAAAACUGAGAAUUCAGUUCUUGUCAAAGAUGACUUAGUUGAACUUGACAAUGUGUCGAAGCAGUCUGCUGAUUUUAUUUAGUGGACAAGACCCGGCUGUUCAAAAUACACCUAAUAAGUGUAUUAAGUCAUGUAAUAUAGUUACGAUUUUAACAGAACACAGCAUCCAAUACAGCUGUACAGAGAAAAAAUGCCACAACAUCAGAUUUAGUUCGUAUUUAAUAUAAUGUUUUUUUUGUGUCAUGAUACGAGCUUGAAGUACUGAUUUGAAGAUAAAUGUGGUAUAAAAUCACUUUUAAACGACCUGGUCAGGGUAUUCUUGUGUAUAAUGUGACUUCUUUUCAUGUCAUAACCCUUCCAUUUCUUUUUCUCUGGUUUACGCAAUUGUUUUUAGUGAUAUUAGGUACAAGUACGGUGACACGAGUACCUACUGGUAUUCAUCAAAUGGCCGCCAGUAUCACUUGGUUUUGAGGCCGUGGAAGUACUGAAGCUACUGAACGUGUAGCCCACCCUGAGGAGGCCCGGGUAUGAGGCCAUGAUGGUGAACCCCAUUGUCAUCCAAAUGAUGAAUAUGGUGUAUAUAUGGUGUUGAAUUCUCAUAUUUGCUGGUUAUUUUUUUCAAUUCAGGUAUGGAUUGGCUAUUUACAAUGUAUUUUUUUUUAAAUUGUCGAUUGGUUUAUUUUAAAAGACUGGGUAUUCAUUUUGUGGUUUAAGAGAACAGGCGUUUGGUGCUACUGUGUACGUACAAUGUACAUGUAAUUCAGUGGAGUGAGAUAGUCUAGAAUACGGCCUAAAACACCAAUCAAAUAAAUAAAUAAAUACAUUAAUGGAAGAAAUCUGCUGUGUACGCACAACGUACAUGUAAUUCAAUGGAGUGAAAUGGAGUUAAAAAAACUGUUUUAAAAAGGAUGUCGGUAUCAGAUGACAUGUCUAGGCUUGGAACGGGUUUUCUCGUUUAAUUCUUGUGAAUCAAGAUGUAAAUGUAAACUUCUCAUUAAAUGCUAGUUGCUAAUCUUGACCAGAUUUUUUCUUUAAGCUGCAAAACAAGCUCUUGUGAUAAGCCUCUUGCUAUUUCUGCAGUACAUGUAUACAGUAAAGUGUAGUGGAACUAAUCAACAUGGGGAUAGUUCUCAAACAGUAAAGUGUAGUAGAACUAAUCAACAUGGGAGUAGUGCUCAAACAGUAAAGUGUAGUAGAACUAAUUAACAUGGGCAUAGAGCUCAAACAGUAAAGUGUAGUAGAACUAAUUAACACGGGGAUAGCGCUCAAACAGUAAAGUGCAGUAGAACUAAUCCACAUGGGCAUAGAGCUAAAACAGUAAAGUGUAGUAGAACUAAUCCACAUGGGGUUAGUGCUCAAACAGUAAAGUGUAGUAGAACUAAUUAACAUGGGGAUGGUUCUCAAACAGGAAAGUGUAGUAGAACUAAUCAACAUGGGAGUAGUGCUCAAACAGUAAAGUGCAGUAGAACUAAUUAACAUGGGCAUAGAGCUCAAACAGUAAAGUGUAGUAGAACUAAUCCACAUGGGGUUAGUGCUCAAACAGUAAAGUGUAGUAGAACUAACUAACAUGGGCAUAAAGCUCAAACAGUAAAGUGUAGUAGAACUAAUUAACACGGGGAUAGCGCUCAAACAGUAAAGUGCAGUAGAACUAAUCCACAUGGGCAUAGAGCUAAAACAGUAAAGUGUAGUAGAACUAAUCCACAUGGGGUUAGUGCUCAAACAGUAAAGUGUAGUAGAACUAAUUAACAUGGGGAUUGUUCUCAAACAGUAAAGUGUAGUAGAAAUAAUCAACAUGGGAGU